CCAACAGGGCUGGCUGAAGCAUGUGCUAGCGGCUGGCACCAGGAACAGAUAACACGAGAAUAGAGAUCCCAAAUGCGUCUACCUCUUCGGGCACAUAUUGGUGACACUGACAAAGAUGGCAGAGUUUCUAGCGACUGUCAAAAGGGAAUACGAAAAGCGUUCCUGGCGCUCCAGAGGAGACGUCAGGGGAUUGUCUGUCCUUCCCGAAAACAGAUUCGGAAAGGUGGUCGAUAAUGAACAGUCUUGCCUCAAGACGAACAGGGGAGAGACCUCAGGCGCAUCUCUCUGUUUGGCUGCGACAGUCGUCGUUCUGUUACUCAAUGUCGCUCUCACUGCUGUCGCCGCGUCCCGCGCUGCGACGUUCGACGGCGAAACAGUCUACGAAGGUGAUUGCGGACGGGUCCAGAGGUGGUUGACUGGUUUCAAAUUCCUCAUAAACGCCUUGGCCACGGCUGUUUUGGCGUCUAGCAACUACUGCAUGCAGCAUUUGAGUGCGCCUUCCCGGGCAGAGGUAGAUCAAGCACAUGCGCAGCGGAGGUGGUUUGAUAUUGGGACUCCAACUCUCGGAAAUCUACGUUAUAUGGGCUGGACACGAACAGUGCUUUGGAUUUUGUUGUUUCUGACCUCGUUUCCCUACCACUUGCUUUACAAUUCAGCUGUGUUUUCUUCACUGGCAUCAAAUGCAUAUGCAGUCGUUGUGGUUCCCCAAGACAUAUCAAGCGGUACUUCUUCCACAGCCUCUGAAUCUUGUUUUGAGAGCCUUGUAGGGACGAAUGUCUCCAACAUCCAGCAGAUGUAUCAAGCGAACGAUUUUGAGAUACUGAACAAGUCAGCGUGUAUCAACGAAUACGGUGUUCCUUUUCUGAAGAACCGACGGACUCUUUUGCUUGUGACAGAUAAUUCUUCAGUCAGAGCACCAGGUCUCUGGGCAGGAGUAGGCAACCCACCUCUGGGUGUGGAUGGAACUCGCGAUGCUUUCAGCUGGAUGUGCAGUGAAUUAGAUGAGAACGAUCUUUGCGAGAAAUCGUCCGUCUUGAACAAUAGUGAUAACUGGGCAGUCAGUGCCCUGCCUUUCGCUCAACAGGGCUUGGUGGUGGCCGCGAGGAAUGGAUCAUUCAGGUUCUCUGGGUACAACUAUACCACUGCCGCCGAGGAUCCCUCAUUGCCGCAAUGGGUUCAAGAGAAUAUACAGAUCAUAGGUAUUGCGAUGAGUGGAUGGUUUCCAGAUCCUGGCAACGACUCAUUUUCAGUGUUGAAUGGCAAUGAUUCAUAUUUAGGGUUGAAUUAUUUGUCCCUAUCAAAUGGACCAUCUUUUCUUUCACAAAUAACAGUACAGCAGUCAAAUUCGGUCUGUGCAUCUGAACAAAACCCGGGAUAUGAAGCGGCACAGCUGUAUCAGAAUCAGCCGUAUCCGAUCGACCAUUGUCUGAGUCAGAGAGUGAAGGAACGUUGUCGACUCAUGUACAGUUGGCAAAUCUGCAUAGUGGCUAUCGCGUGCAAUGUUAUCGAGACUUUUUGCAUACUCUUUACUGUAUGGCAAAAGAGGACGGGGCUCCUGCUUACCGUCGGCGACGCCAUUGCUUCGUUUCUCAACAAGCCGGAUUCCACAACGCUGUGCUGCUCUUGGAUGGACCAGAGGGCAAUGAAACGUUUUAUAUCCCGCUCUAAAUCAAGGCCCAAACGCACGCUGCUGAUGGCAGUAUUCCAAAAGCUUUGGUCAGGCUCUGCCGUUAAGGAGACUGACUGUCAGCCAUCUGACGUCGUACGCUUCGGGUUUUUGCCGCCUCGCAAAUGGUGGUUCCAGACAACAAGACGACGAGAAUGGGCUUUAUUUUUGUUCUUCUUUGCUCUCUGUAUAUGGGCUGCCUUUAUCUGUUUCCAGACUAGUAGAGAUGGAGUUUUCGAUUACAUCCAAAAGGACGAUAUCCAUACACUAUGGAGCUUGGGAUUUGGAACAACGCAACCCGAAACCCUCAUCCGAUACCUGAAUACGUACAACUUUCUCACGAUGAUACUCCUGUCAAACAGCCCACAGCUUAUUCUAUCCCUACUCUACUACUUCAGCAACAGACUACUCACUCGUAUGCUCUGUGCAGCAGAAUACUGCAGUUACUCGAUCCACCGGAAACCACUACGCGUCUCCCGACCAGAGGGAGUGCAAAGGUCAACAUAUUUCCUCAGUCUGCCAUACAGAUAUAGUAUCCCGGUUAUGAUUGUAUCAGCUGUCUUGCACUGGUUGCUGUCGCGAAGUAUUUUCUACGUGCGCAUACUCCAGUACGAUCAAUCCGGGGUCCUCGACAAGACGAAAACGAUUUCCACGUGCGGUCUCUCACUUAUGCCGAUGAUUUUCACCAUCUCCUUAGCGGGGCUUGCGCUGGCGAUAUUAUUGGGACUUGGACUGAGGAGAUUUCCGACGCGCGUGCCACUGGCUGGAAACUGUAGCCUUGCAAUUAGCGCUGCUUGUCAUCCGCCCCCUGAGGACCAAAAUCCAGCUUUGAAGCCUGUCAUGUGGGGCGAGGUUCAACUUGGGGAUCCUUCUGGCGAAGACGAGAUAUGGCAGAGGACUGAGUUGGAUGAUCAAAGUUUGACCGAUGAAACCUCCAAUCCUUUGUUGAAUCGAAAUGAAGAUGCGGUUGAUCACCAGAUGGAAAAUAUCGAUGACUGGGAGACAGCUAGACAGCCGUACUGCAAGAGAAGCUCUGCGAUUGCUCACUGCAGUUUCACUUCGAUGGAAGUCAAGAAACCGGAUCCGUCUAAGCGGUACGCAUAGCGAUGGUGCCAGGGUUGUGUUGUUAUUUCAUGUUCAUCAAACCGAUAAACUUGGUUGCUCAAAUUGGCUCUGAAUGGUCGAAUUGACGGGGCAGUG
Messenger RNA from Paecilomyces variotii, 2866 nucleotides. RefSeq lists its product as hypothetical. Lineage: Eukaryota; Fungi; Ascomycota; Eurotiomycetes; Eurotiales; Thermoascaceae. The record is from RefSeq and is a predicted model, not a curated record. The transcript has 3 exons. Bases 116 to 2770 code for a protein of 884 amino acids.